AUGGAACACAGCGAGCGAGUAGUGAAUUUGUCGCAGCGUAAACUCAACUCGCUCCGUGUAGAGGCCGACGCAGCAAGCGAGCGUGCCGAUGAGCUCGCAGCCAAGAACAAGCAGCUCGAGCAGGAGCUACUCACCAAAGACCAGGAGAUCGCUUCGCUGCAGCACAAGCUGAGCGUGGCUGAAGGUGACCUCGACAAGCUGGAGGGCAAGCUGCACGAGCACAAGUCGGCCCGCGAGGAGCACGAGUCAAAUGCCACCAACUCGGAAUCGCUUCAACGCAAGGUCGACUUGCUCGAAGGCGAGCUCGACACUGCCGAGAAGAACCUGCGUGAGACCACCGACAAGUAA
Messenger RNA from Pseudozyma hubeiensis SY62, 348 nucleotides. RefSeq lists its product as hypothetical. The record is from RefSeq and is a predicted model, not a curated record. The transcript has 2 exons. Lineage: Eukaryota; Fungi; Basidiomycota; Ustilaginomycetes; Ustilaginales; Ustilaginaceae. Bases 1 to 348 code for a protein of 115 amino acids.